AUGGGUGCACUGAUGGCAUUUGAAAAUGUGUCGCUCUUGUCCAGUUACUCUGCUCCUGCCAGUUGGGAUCCCUUCCAUCGUCCCUUGGACUCCAUCCAGCCCUGGCAGUUCAGCCUUCUGGCAGCAGUAAUGUUGGUGGUGACUUCCCUGUCACUUGCUGAGAACCUGGCUGUAAUUCUGGUAACUUUUAAGUUCAAGCAAUUGAGACAACCUGUCAAUUAUAUUAUAGUAAAUUUGUCUGUGGCUGAUUUCCUGGUCUCACUGACUGGUGGUACCAUCAGCUUUUUAGCAAAUCUAAAAGGAUAUUUUUUUAUGGGAUACUGGGCUUGUGUAUUGGAAGGAUUUGCUGUCACAUUUUUUGGAGUUGCAGCUCUCUGGUCCCUGGCUCUGCUGGCCCUCGAGCGCUACAUCCUGAUCUGCCGCCCGCCGAGGAGCACCCGCUGGAGGGGCAGGCAGGCAGCUCUGGCCAUUGUCUUUGUGUGGACUUUCUCCUUCAUUUGGACCAUUCCACCAACAGCUGGCUGGAGCAGUUACACCACCAGUAAGAUUGGAACUACUUGUGAGCCUAACUGGUACUCAGGAGCUUAUGCUGACCGUGCAUACAUUAUUGCAUUCUUCACCACCUGUUUUAUAGCACCCUUACUGGUGAUUUUGGUGUCCUAUGGAAAAUUGGUGCAGAAGCUAAAAAAGGUGUCAGAUGCACAAGGCAGGCUGGGAACCACCAGGAGACCCGAAAGACAAGUGACUAGAAUGGUUGUCUUUAUGAUCAUUGCCUUUCUCAUCUGCUGGAUGCCAUAUGCUGCCUUUUCUCUCCUGGUCACUGUGUGUCCCUCCAUCCAACUGGAUCCUUGUCUGGCAGCAAUUCCAGCUUUCUUUUCCAAAACAGCUACCGUUUAUAAUCCAAUUAUUUAUGUCUUUAUGAACAAACAGUUCAGGCAGUGUCUGAUUCAAAUGUUCAGUUGCAGUACCAUAGGAACUGGGGAGUCCAACAUGAACCUGACUUCAGUGGGAGCAGUGCUAACCCAGGACAGAAGAGGCACUGAGAUGUCCCCCAUGGCAGCUCUCAGCACCAUUUCUAAGAGGAAAUCUGCAGAUGAGCACGGAAGGCAACAAUCUUUGGCUCUGUUGAUAACUUCAGAAAACAAAAUGUGUCCCAUGUAAAGUGGGAGAUGAGAUUGUUCACGCAAUGCUAGAGCAUAUUUCGUUGUUACAAUCACCUAAA
Molecule: messenger RNA, 1222 nt
Organism: Oenanthe melanoleuca
Lineage: Eukaryota; Metazoa; Chordata; Aves; Passeriformes; Muscicapidae
Product: vertebrate ancient opsin-like
Exons: 5
Coding region: 1-1161 (386 amino acids)
Biological process (GO): G protein-coupled receptor signaling pathway; visual perception
Cellular component (GO): photoreceptor outer segment; membrane
Molecular function (GO): G protein-coupled receptor activity
Source: RefSeq, a predicted model, not a curated record